AUGUCAGAUGGAAGUAGUGGCGAAGAGCAGCGAGGUGGGGCAGCUCCGCACGGUGAGCAGGAACUGGCGAGUAAGAUGCUGCAAGUUCAGAGUAAACGAUUUUAUGUGGACGUAAAGCAGAAUAACCGAGGACGUUUCAUCAAACUUGCUGAGGUUGGUUUGGGUGGUCGUAAAAGUCGUUUGAUUCUCUCGAUGACAGCAGCUGUGGCGUUCCGCGAUCAUCUGGAUAAAUUCGUGAAGUUCUUCGAUGGACUUGCGAGUGGAGAGGAGCCGAACGUUGGUGAGAAUGGUCAGCUGAAGUCUGAGAUUAUCAUCUACGAGUCGCGACGUUACUACUUGGAUUUGAGGGAGAAUCAGAGAGGUCGUUAUUUGCGUGUUUCGCAGACAGUGUCACGUGGCGUUCCAGGUGUACGCUCACAGAUAGCAUUACCGGCUCCAGGGAUGACACAGCUCCGUGAUGCACUCAAAGAAUUGCUCGACAAGUAUGGUGAAGGAUAUCUGAAUGAGGUAGAUGCAGACAUAGAACUACCGGAACCAAAGCAAGUACGUGCUGAGAACAACAAAUUAUUCUACUUUGAUGUGGGACAUAAUGAGCGUGGAACAUUUGUUAGAAUCUCUGAGGUGAAACAAAUCUCUGGACAUCGUUCUUCGAUCGCAGUGCCACAAAGCUCGUGGGGUGCAUUCCGUGAUGUUUUAGGUGAGUUGUUGGACAAAAUGAAUGCACCGAAGAAUGGUGAUGGUGCAAACAAAGAUUCUGGAGCUGGUAGUGGCACAGAGCAACCUGCAAGUGCAGAGACUGGUGAAGCUGAAGCCCAAGGUUUAAGUAUGGAUAACGGUGAAAAUUGGCCAGUUGAAAGUUUGGUGGAUGGUGCUCGACUGGGCGUGCGGAUGAGUGGCACUGAUGAAUUUCGUGAUGCGGAAAUUCUGUCGAUACGAGCCGGUUCAGGCGAGCGUAAAUAUCGUUUCUACGUUCACUAUUUGGAGUGUAAUCGACGACUGGAUGAAUGGGUUGAUGACAGCGCAUUGGACCUGAGCUGUGUGAGAUUCCCUCAGAAAGGAGGCAAGAUCCAGAAGACACAAAUAGAAACUGCAUCAAGUUCACGAGCUUCCUCGGUGGAACGAGAACCACCAACGAAAAAAGGUGGUAGUCGGAAAAGGAAACAGAUCACGGAUGCGAUGGAGUGUCUGAAGGUGGAAGAGCCAAAUAUACGUGCAUCGUCACCGGUUUCGGUGGUUAGCGAUAGACCAGCGCCGAGUCAGAGAGGUUCGAUGUCGAUGGUUGGUCACAGUGAGGACGCUUUGACACGAAUCCGGAAUAUUGAAAUGAUUGAACUUGGCAGAUAUCGUAUGCAGCCGUGGUACUUCUCACCAUAUCCGCAAGAACUAACCACCCUCCCUUGUAUAUAUCUUUGCGAAUUUUGUUUGAAAUUCCUCAAAAGUGUUACGUGCUUGAAAAGACACAUGAAGAAAUGUCAUUUGAAGCAUCCACCAGGUAACGAAAUUUAUCGAUCUGAAUCGCUGUCAUUCUUUGAGAUUGAUGGACGCAAAAAUAAGACUUAUGCACAGAAUUUGUGUCUGCUUGCAAAGUUGUUUCUGGAUCACAAAACACUCUACUAUGAUACAGACCCUUUCUUGUUCUACGUGAUGACCGAGCAAGAUGAUCGUGGAUUUCAUAUUGUUGGAUACUUUUCGAAGGAGAAAGAGUCUGCUGAAGAGUACAAUGUAGCAUGUAUUUUGGUGUUACCGCCCUAUCAGAAGAAAGGUUACGGUAGACUGCUGAUCGAAUUCAGUUAUGAGUUGUCGAAAUGUGAAGGCAAAACUGGAUCGCCUGAGAAACCUCUGUCAGACUUGGGAUUUUUAUCGUAUCGAAGUUUUUGGUCACAAACUAUAAUCGAAAAACUGAUAAAACGUCGAGAAAAGUGUGAUCCAUGUGAGCAGUUGUGCGUGUCGGUGAAUGAUCUGAGUGAGGAGACGAGUAUACGCAAAGAGGAUAUCAUUUCUACGUUGCAACAUUUGAAUCUGUACAAAUAUUACAAAGGACAGUACGUGAUAGUGCUGAGUAAUGAGUUAUUAGAAGCACAUCAGCGCAGAAAUCGUGAAAAGAAACAAGUACGCAUUGAUCCUGCAAAACUUCAUUUUCAACCGAAAGAUUGGUCUAGACGCAGAAUUUGA
Molecule: messenger RNA, 2172 nt
Organism: Anisakis simplex (herring worm)
Lineage: Eukaryota; Metazoa; Nematoda; Chromadorea; Rhabditida; Anisakidae
Source: the annotation of a GenBank genome assembly